Molecule: messenger RNA, 549 nt
Organism: Paramecium sonneborni
Lineage: Eukaryota; Ciliophora; Oligohymenophorea; Peniculida; Parameciidae
Source: the annotation of a GenBank genome assembly
AUGUAUUGUAAUGAUCCAUAAUUUACAUUACUAAAUAUAGAAGAAGAAUGGAGCAAUGUUAACAAAAAAAUGUAGAAUCCUUUAAAUUUAGAACCUUGGAAUGGAAAUUAUGAUCAAAUUUUCAAAUAGGAUAGAAAAUAAAUAUCUCCAAAAAAGAUGCAAAUAAAAACUCCAAUUAGAAUGUCAACUUAAACUAGAAGAAGAUCUAUGGAAAGCAAUAAUCCAAGUCUUUAAGACAGUUGUCCUAAGAUUGAAAUAAAAUCUUAUAUACAAUCCUUUUAGAUGAUUAGUUUAUCUCCUCGUAAAAACUCAACUCAAAAAUAUCGAAAUUCAUGCAUAAAAACUCUUUUCCAAAAAUCAUUAUAAAAUAACUCUUUAACAUGGACUGAAUAUUAUAAAAUCAUUUAAAAGAAUAGAAAUGAAGAAGUGUUAAAUUAUAAUGUAAUUGGUUAAAAUAUAAAACCUCUUUAAUCAGAUGAAAAAUAAUAGGUUUUAAAUAAAUUUAGAAUGAAAUUAAAAUAAAAUACGAAAAACAAAACUUCUAUUUGA